AUGUUAGCUAAUGCUAAAGCACUUUUAACAGCUAAAGAAGAAGUUUUUAUUAUAGACUGGUGGCUUUCACCUGAGCUUAUGUUAAUUAGACCAGCAGAUGAAAAAGCAUUUCGACUUGAUAAUAUAUUAGGAAGAAUAGCUGAUGCAGGAGUUCGUGUUCAUGUAGUGCUUUAUAAGGAAAUGCCAUUUGCUUUAGCUUUAAAUAGCUUAUAUACAGAAACAAAAUUAAUUUCUAAAAGUACAAAAGGAUUUAUUAAAGCCUACUGA
Rotaria sp. Silwood1 is the source of this 267-nucleotide messenger RNA. NCBI's taxonomy places the organism in Eukaryota, Metazoa, Rotifera, Eurotatoria, Philodinida, Philodinidae. The record is from the annotation of a GenBank genome assembly.